This is a messenger RNA of Pocillopora meandrina, 2034 nucleotides long. The record is from the annotation of a GenBank genome assembly. NCBI's taxonomy places the organism in Eukaryota, Metazoa, Cnidaria, Anthozoa, Scleractinia, Pocilloporidae.
AUGGCCAAAGCAUUGAUUGGAAUCCUUCUCGACGUCUCCCAUUCCAUGCGUGAUAACGUGGGAAGCGGUGUUGAUGAAGAUGGAGGACCGUGGGCUCUUUCGAUAUUUGAAGUUAUUGACAACCUGAUCAAACACGACGUCUCUCCUGAUAACUCUGUAUUUGCUUUGGCCUUUGGAGCUAGAGGUGGCGACCAGUUAUUAGACAUCUUAACGUGUCUUCAGUCUUCCAAAUGUGAUCAGAAAGCCACAGAUGAUCAGAUAGAGAAGAUUUUCCGAAUACUGGAGGGAGCCGGUGCAAAAUACAUCCGCAAAUGGGCAAGGAGGGAGGUCGUCCAAGGAGUAUUUACACAUCAUAAGGCUUGCUUAUUUCUGGAAAAAGCUGAGUCGGACGAAGAUUUUCCAAAAACAUUUGUCCAAACGUGUCUACCACCAAAAUGCCGAGUUUUUCCUGGAGGAGCCUUAGAGGCACAGCUUUUAACCGGAGCCGAACACGCGUGUGCAAGUGUGUGGUCAUCCAUACGAGAAGCUACAGAGGAAGACAUCCAAGGAGCACUGACAAAGGCCCAACCGUUGUUGGUCAGUUUCAAACCUCGCAUCUUCAAUGUUAAAGAAGCUUCAGAUGUAUUACAUGGAUACAUCGAUGAAGGAGAACUCUCAAAAGAAAGGAGCCGAGAAUUAUUACAGAGAGUAGAGCCCUACAUCUAUGGCGACGCUCCCAUGCAUCAAGCAGUCGGUAGGGCGACUGAGUGUUUUGAAAAAAACGCGUCUACGUUUCAAAGUCACAAAAAGCUACUGUUUGUCUUAUCAGACGGAGUUCCCACAGAUGGAGGAGCUAAUGACUUUGCGAGAAUAAAGAAAGCGGCCACAAGAUUAGAGAACGCAGGUGUGACCGUAGUUGGCUGCUUUGUCACUAAAUCCACAGUGAUUCAGCCCAGACAACUGUACAGUGAGAUGAAGACAGACUGGGACCAAGGUGCAAAGUUCCUGUUCUCACUGAGCUCAAUCACAACCACGCAGUCGAUACCACGCACCAUGUUUGUUAAACGUGAUUGGUCCAUUGAGGUUAAGAACAAUGAAACACGUUUGUUCCUGCAUGUUAACCAUCCCGACCACCUGCAAGAAGCUUGCGACCUUGCUCGAAAGGUCGUCUGUUCUCAGGAGGCGUUAUCCGAUUUGCUUGCAGACGUUGACCUCGAUGUGUACAUAAACCAGUCAGUAAGAGAUUAUGAAGCACAAGCAAAGCAAGAAGGACAGACCUGCUUUGCACAUGCAUCAGCUACAGUGCUUCAUUUGACUAUGAAGCGAAUUCAUGGCCGCCAGGGCAAAAUCCCAGAUUUCGAAGAAUUGAAAAAUGAAAUGAUCGGCCAUUUUGGAAAAGAAGCUGCCGUUAUCAAAACAGUGCUCGAAAAAAUGUGCAACAAGUACCGUUUGCGUUACAAGCAAGUUGACCUCAAGGGUGCCAUGGAAGCAGUCGCUUCAAGCCGACCGGUGGUUGCAACAUUUGGGCUUACCCUCAAUGAGUGGGGUAGGUUUUAUGAGUUCUUCGAAACUGACGGAAAAGGUAUUUUGACAAAAAGGGUGAUCGAUAUAACAGCCCGUCCUGAAAAUCCCAAAGGGUUUGGCCAUGCAGUGGUUUUAACCAGUUUCAACAGUGAAUAUUUGCGACUGUUGAAUUCCAAGGGAUCCGACUGGGCAGACAACGGCUUUUUUAAAGUGCAGAACGCAGACGUUCUUGGAUUUAAGUUUUAUGAUGUUCACUGGGAAGUAGAAGAUCUGAACGAAAAAGAAAAAACCUCUUUCAAGGAACUUGGAUCCAAGCGUGCCAAAUGGCUGAUGGAAACUUUGCCGAGUCUUCAGCGAGAUGAUUACACCGUGAAUUGUCCCAGAUGCCAGCAAGAUUCACCGGUCAAGAAGUUCACUGGCAAUUUGUCAGGUGCUAAGUGUCCCAAAUGUAACAAGGAAUUCAAUCUGAAAAAUGUCCCCAAAGGAAACAUUUUGGCUCUCAACAUUUAUCUCACUGCUUCAAGCACAUAA